This is a messenger RNA of Anguilla anguilla (European eel), 4544 nucleotides long. RefSeq names its product doublecortin-like kinase 1b (gene dclk1b). Gene Ontology annotation, biological process: intracellular signal transduction; photoreceptor cell development; axoneme assembly. The record is from RefSeq and is a predicted model, not a curated record. Lineage: Eukaryota; Metazoa; Chordata; Actinopteri; Anguilliformes; Anguillidae. Gene Ontology annotation, cellular component: axoneme. The transcript is spliced from 16 exons. The coding region runs from base 478 to 2739 and encodes 753 amino acids. Gene Ontology annotation, molecular function: ATP binding; protein kinase activity.
AAUAGGCUAUAAUUAUUCUUAAUAUUAAUCGUAUACCCUUGAAGGUGUGCUCGUGUAGAGAACGUACUUAAUAUAAUGAACUGGUAAUAUAUAGGCUAUACAGGAACACCGUCAAAGUAUACAUGACAGAUACUGCGUUAUUUGACGAGAACGUGUCAGGUGGGAGGUGAGGAGGAUACGGGGAUGGAAAGGGGCUGCAUUUAAAUGAGGAACCGACCAAUGCAAAUCACUGCAAUAGCACCACGGAGGAAGAAAGCAGCUGCAGCCCUGCCUACCGUCUUUCACACAGACGUAGACGGGACAACAAAGAGGGUCCAGGUUUGCGCUCUCCGUCAACGCCGCAGAAAACCCAGCCCGAAAGCGCUGAAAUUUAUAAUUUAAGUCUGAAGGCCAUCAUAGGGAAUAAAAUAUUGACGGGAUUCGAUACAGAUUCCAAUUUAAGGGUCUUGCAUCGGUGUAGCGUCCUUGGGGAAAGACAUGGAGUUGGAGCAUUUUGACGAGCGGGACAAAGCGCAGAGAUACAACCGCGGCAGCUCUCGGGCGAACGGGCUGCCCAGUCCCACGCACAGCGCCCACUGCAGCCUCUACCGAACCCGAACCCUCCAAGCGCUCAGCUCGGAGAAGAAGGCGAAGAAAGUCCGCUUCUACCGCAAUGGAGACCGCUACUUCAAGGGGAUUGUAUACGCCAUCUCUCCGGACAGGUUCCGGUCUUUCGAGGCUUUACUUGCCGACCUCACCCGGUCUCUAUCUGACAAUGUCAACCUGCCGCAGGGGGUCCGGAUCAUCUACACCGUCGACGGCUCCAAGAAGAUCACUGGCUUGGAUCAACUGGUGGAAGGAGAGAGCUACGUGUGCGGGUCCGUGGAGGCCUUCAAGAAGCUGGAAUACACCAAGAACGUCAACCCCAACUGGUCGGUCAACGUGAAGACCCUGGCGGCGGCCCGGGGCCCCCCCUCCCUCGGCAGCGCCAAGGCCGGCCCCUCGGAGACCCGGGAGAGCAAGGACUUCAUCCGGCCCAAGCUGGUCACCAUCAUCCGCAGCGGCGUCAAGCCGCGCAAGGCCGUGCGCGUCCUGCUCAACAGGAAGACCGCCCACUCCUUCGAGCAGGUGCUCACCGACAUCACCGACGCCAUCAAGCUCGACUCCGGCGUGGUCAAGAGGCUCUACACCGUCGACGGAAAACAGGUGGUGUGCCUUCAGGAUUUUUUCGGGGAAGACGACAUCUUCAUCGCUUGCGGCCCGGAGAAAUUCCGCUACCAAGAUGACUUCCUGCUGGAUGAAAGUGAGUGCAGGGUGGUGAAGUCCACGUCCUACGGCCGGAUCUCCUCCAUGCAGGGCAGGGGGUCCCCCCGCAGUUCCGGGCCGUCCCGAAGGAGCAAGUCCCCGGCCUCCACCGGCUCGGUCAAUGGGAAUGCGGGCAGCCAGCUGUCCACUCCUCGGUCGGGGAAGUCCCCCAGCCCCUCCCCCACCAGUCCAGGAAGUCUCCGAAGACGUCGGGGCUCCCAGCACAGUGGGUCCUCAUUGUCCCUGGCUUCCACCAAAGUCUGCAGCUCCAUGGACGAAGGGGACGGAGCAGGAAGUGAAGCGGAGCUGAUGGACGAGUACCCCCAGGUGCCCGUCUCCAUCGCGGAGCGCUACAAAGUGGGCCGGACGAUCGGGGACGGAAACUUCGCGGUGGUGCGCGAGUGCGUGGAGAGGUCCACCGGCAGGGAGUACGCCCUGAAGAUCAUCAACAAAGGAAAAUGCAGAGGAAAGGAACACAUGAUCCAGAACGAGGUGUCCAUCCUCAGACGGGUGAAGCACCCCAACAUCGUGCUGCUGAUCGAGGAGAUGGACACCUACAGCGAGCUCUACCUGGUCAUGGAGCUGGUCAAGGGGGGUGACCUCUUCGAUGCCAUCACCUCUACCAGCAAGUACACCGAGCGCGAUGCCAACGGCAUGCUGUACAACCUAGCCAGCGCUAUCAAAUACCUGCACAGCCUUAACAUAGUCCACCGUGACAUCAAACCAGAGAACCUACUGGUUUAUGAACACCAAGACGGUAGCAAGUCCCUGAAGCUGGGAGAUUUUGGCCUGGCCACGCUCGUAGACGGCCCCCUUUACACGGUGUGUGGGACCCCUACGUAUGUAGCGCCAGAGAUCAUCGCCGAGACUGGGUACGGCCUGAAGGUGGACAUCUGGGCUGCGGGUGUCAUCACCUACAUCCUGCUGUGCGGGUUCCCGCCUUUCCGUGGAAGCAGCGAAGAUCAAGAAGCCCUCUUUGACCAGAUUUUGAUGGGACAGCUUGAUUUUCCUUUGCCAUACUGGGACAAUAUUUCAGACUCUGCUAAGGAGCUCAUCACAUCCAUGCUGCAGGUGGAUGUGGAUCAGAGAUACUCCGCUCUGCAAGUGCUGGACCAUCCCUGGGUCAAUGAUGACGGCCUGCCGGAGAACGAGCACCAGCUCUCCGUGGCCGGGAAAAUUAAGAAGCACUUCAACACCGGCCCCAAACCUAACAGCACCACGGCUGGGGUGUCUGUCAUUACCACCACCGCUCUUGAUAAGGAGAGGCAGGUUUUCAGACGAAGACGCCACCAGGAUGUGAGGCCCGCGGCCCGCCCGCCGCAGAGCAGCUUCCUGUCCGCCACAGCCGCCGCCGCCGCCGCCACCAGCCCCUCCCCCGCUGACUUUACCUCCGAGUCCGAGGACUACUCCCCCAGCUCCGCCGAGACGGUCCGCUCGCCCAACUCGCCUUUCUAAAGCCCCCCCCCCCCCCCACAGAACGGCGAGCGCCACGCCCGCCUGCCCACCCCCACCCAGCUGAGAGAAGGCCAGGGCGGCGAGGUAGGCCAGCAGGGGGCAGGAGGCAGGAGUGGGGAGAUUGCAUCAGAACCAACAGCGUAUUUGAGGCACAGUGGUGCAGGCAGCCUAGUCCCCACUAACCAGACACGUCCCCACAAACCAUGACUGUGUCAGGAUGCUACUGUUAUUUACACACAUACUGUAUUUAUUAUUUAUUUAUCGCUAUUUAUUUAUUUAUUUAUUUAUUGGUUUAUUGGUUUAUUUAUUUGUCAUUUUGUUUUGAAUGUUAAACUGUGGGUUGUGGUUAGAGGGAUGUUAGAUUUCUUUUAUUUCAUUUUUGUCACCCAACCCCCACCCCCUACCCUUAUCAGUCUAUAUAUGGUGAUUAAAUGCACGUGUUUGCAAAUCUACGCCCCCUAGCUGUCUAAACCAUUUCAGCGGUAUCUACGCCCCUAAUGAUCCAGUUAUGUUGAUGAUUUUUUCACACACUAUGACGCACUAGCAAAGCCUUAGUUUUUUUUAAAUUGACAGUUCCAAAUGUAAAGACAGGCAUCGGGGAACUCUAGGCCUUCUGUGGUUUAUUUUUGGGAAGGCCUAGAUGCAGCUAGGCAGCUCCCAUCUGACAGGACAUCAUGUGGACAGAAAAAAAUGUAUUCCUGGUUGUAGUAAAGUUGGGUGGAUCAGCAACAUUUAGAUCAGCAACUUUCUCCAGCUGUCGUCUCACAGGUGCUCUCAGAAGGUCCUUUGUACGUAUUGUAAAAAGAUAAUGUCAUUUCAUCAGUUCACCAUUGAUUAAUCUCACUACAUGGAGCCCUCUCUUUAGGGGUGCACUAAAUACUUCCACACAAAUCCAUCACUUCAGACCUUUAUUUCCUGCAUGCUUUAUUACAACACAACUUGCGAUGGAGCAGUGGCCAGAGCUCAGCUCACUGGUCAUUUGUGGCCACCUGGUUUUUAGUGACAUCGUGGCUCUGUAAUACUCUUUGGUGCUUUAGACCUCAUGGGGACAGAGAGCCGUCUGUGGCCUCGUUCAGACAUGCUGUUCCCUGCUGCUCGUCCGUCCAGUAACCCACUGUACCCGUAUCACACAAUCUGAACCUGCACUGGCCCGUUAAAAUGGAGAGCAUCCUCUGCUCUUUCAGCUCUCUCUGUGUUUUUGAUUGUACGACGGCCACAAGGUAACAUGUCAGGAGCCAGAUGGUAGAAAUAUACUUGUAAACUUGUCUGGUAAUGAUUUUAAAAGAUGAUUUAAAAAAUGUUGUAAUAAGGGCAGUUAAAUGAAUGUAACAACAUUACCCUGUAGUGAGUGGCCCUCGUCUGAGCUGGUCACAGCAAACAUUAGACACGCCUCCACCUCCCACAAGUCCUUGCUCUUUUUUUUUUUUUUAAUCCCAAAACCAGUAGAUAUGAGCGGAUUAUGAUUUGGCUUGGUUUCAGGAGCACGGUUCUUGUAAAGUAAAGUGGAGCUGUGUGUCCUUGAGCUGCAGGGUCUGUUGCGUACUGUACCAGCGGCGGCACUGGGAGAAGGACAGGAGGUGCUUGAGUGUUAUGCAACUUGGGGUGCACAUGUAGCAUUUUUUUAUUUGUAAAGAUAACCAAAAUCUUGUUUUUUUUUUUUGAGGAUUUGUUUCUCUCUCUCUCUCUGUCUCUUUCUUUUAUGUAUUUUCUACAUAUUAUGUUGCUGAGAAACGAUGAAAUGUGAACUGUGGUGCUUUUAAUAAAGCCGGGAGGCGACGGAGGAGAGAAAAAAGAGCGACGGACUU